CCGAGCACGCACCCUAUAGGAGAGGCCGAAGGAGGAGCGCUUCUCUUUAAGAAGGCGACCAAACCCUGGGGACAUGGACCCAGAGCUGGAGAGCCACAGCCUUCUAUACUUCAUCACUAUGUCCCUGCAGGCUGAUUUUGACCAGGCCACACAAGACGUGAGGAAGCUGAAAAGCAGACCAGAAGAUGAAGAACUCAAAGAAAUCUACGGGCUCUACAAACAGUCCAUCAUCGGAGACAUCAACAUUGGUGCAUGUCCAGUAAUGUUAGAUAUGAAAGGCAAGGCCAAGUGGGAAGCGUGGAGCCUCAAAAAAGGGUUGUCGAAGGAAGAUGCAAUGAGGGCCUAUAUUUCUAAAGCAAGAGAGCUGAUCGAGAAAUAUGGAAUUUAGAAUUUGACAGGGGAGACAGAUCUCCUUUGAAAGCCUUCAUAAUAGGAACGUGGUGUGUAGGGGGAAAUGCAUUGACAACUGUAUAAAUCAUGUGUAUUUUCCUAUUAGCAUGGAUUCUAAUACUUUAGACUAUGUCAACAUAAUUACCUAAUUUUGCUUGCUUGUACAAGGUGAUUUACAAAAAUCAUUUUGUAGUCUGCAUAUAA
This is a messenger RNA of Myodes glareolus (Bank vole), 594 nucleotides long. RefSeq names its product acyl-CoA binding domain containing 7 (gene Acbd7). NCBI's taxonomy places the organism in Eukaryota, Metazoa, Chordata, Mammalia, Rodentia, Cricetidae. Gene Ontology annotation, biological process: fatty acid metabolic process. The record is from RefSeq and is a predicted model, not a curated record. Gene Ontology annotation, molecular function: fatty-acyl-CoA binding.